UCGGCGUUAUACGCACGCGCCGCAUACAAAAGACAUUAAACUUGAACGACGUCUCAGUCUGUGCCGAGGUGACACUGUGAGCGCGUGUGUGAAGUGAUAAACAACGAAAAUGUUUACCGGCAUCUUGGUAUUCUUCAUCUCACUCCACUCCAUUUCAGAACUGAAUGGUGCCCACGUACAUGGACCCGAUGACAAAAUCUUCUUCCCUGGUCCCAUCAAGGAAGCGGUUCCCCUGAACAGAUAUGGCAGCAGCAACAAUGAAGUCAGCAAGGGCGACGUCCCCGACGAGUGUAAGAACAAAAACUACUGCACCAUCAAGCCCCCAGACUACCCCCAGAAAAAGUUCGACAGCUUGAUCAAGCAUCGACCAUCUCUCGCGAAUAUGAUACGGCAAAAGAGAAGCGCCGAAGAAGUUUCAACCACGACAGGUUCCACCAUUCCAUUAAACACACCAGUGUUAGACGGUUUAGAAGACAAACAAGGUGAUCCUGAUGAAGUUGAUAACUGCGAAACUAUAAUUGAGUUCGAGCCUCUCUACAAAGUGAAGUCCGAAACAGGUGGAUGGCGCACCGUGGUACAGUCUCCUGAGAAAAACUUCGUACAGUUAGUCCGACUGGAAACUUGCAAAGCUGCAAGCUCACCUUGCUUCACGGUCUUCCCGAAGCUGCCCACAUAUACCACAUUCUGCAAGCAGAAGUACACCACCUGGCACUUCGUGGUCGACGUGGAGUCCGGCGAAGCGAAUAAGACCGAGACCAUUCCUGUGGACUUGCCCACUUGCUGCUCGUGCUUCUACAGAUCUAUUUAAAAAAAAUACGUUCCAAAUUCGAAUAAAAGAAGAUUGACAGAUGCCAAAAUUCAAAUAUUCUAACUGUCCAGCUAUUUAUUAAAGAGUGUAGAAAAAAAGUUUUAUUCAGCUACCGAUUGUAGUUGAAAGUCUGUGAUCAACCUAGAAUCUGCGUUUGACCUUACCUGGAUUAUAAAGCUUUAAUUUACAAUAUUUUGUCAAUAACGGCUUACGGCAUGACACAAUAGAACAGUGUAAGAAAAAUUACAAAGGUGUUUUAUAUUUUUCCAAAGGUACUUUUUAUUAGACCUAUCACAGACUUCAAAAGUAAAAACUAAACGAAGGAUAUAUGUCUGAACUCAAAAUUCUAUUUUGUAUAUGACUAUUAUUUUUUAUGUAUAAUUCAGAACUAGGCAGUUAAAUCCCAUGACGCGGCUUGCGAAAUCUAAAUGUAAGAGUAGAUGUCCAAACUAACAUUAUUUAUAUGACUAUGAGUAUAAUAAAUAUACCUACUUAUCUUAUGCUAAGAAUUUUAUGUAGAGUUAAAAAAUCUUUUUUGUAAUGAUUGACAUUUCAUGACUUUGCAAAGACAUUUAAAAAACAUAUUAGGGAAUAUUUUGUAGUCACCAAGCAGGACUAAACUUUUUUUAUUAUUAUUUCUGAAGAACUCAGGACAUACAAAUUUAUAUAUAGAUGAAUAUGUAGCACUGGCAGAUUCCAAUCUAAGUUAAUUUACUUUUCUUUGUUUAACUUCAAUCUUACUACCUACCAAAUUAUUAUGAUACUUUUAUAUUCUUUAUUGGUCUGCAUACUUCAUUUAUAAUCUAGGAUGAGCUCAAUUAGAAUAGUUUAUCAUAAUUCGCCUAUAAGAUUUUUAUAAACGUAAUUUUAAGGAUCAGAAAAAAUAGAAGU
Ostrinia furnacalis (Asian corn borer) is the source of this 1699-nucleotide messenger RNA. RefSeq lists its product as uncharacterized. NCBI's taxonomy places the organism in Eukaryota, Metazoa, Arthropoda, Insecta, Lepidoptera, Crambidae. The transcript is spliced from 7 exons. Gene Ontology annotation, molecular function: Toll binding; growth factor activity. Bases 110 to 808 code for a protein of 232 amino acids. Gene Ontology annotation, biological process: innate immune response; central nervous system formation. The record is from RefSeq and is a predicted model, not a curated record. Gene Ontology annotation, cellular component: extracellular region.